Messenger RNA from Pan troglodytes (chimpanzee), 369 nucleotides. RefSeq names its product keratin associated protein 6-3 (gene KRTAP6-3). Bases 1 to 369 code for a protein of 122 amino acids. Gene Ontology annotation, biological process: keratinization. Lineage: Eukaryota; Metazoa; Chordata; Mammalia; Primates; Hominidae. The transcript has 2 exons. The record is from RefSeq and is a predicted model, not a curated record.
AUGUGUCAGGAUGCCAACAAGGGAAGUGUCCAUACCGAAGUCACCUACACUCCUUCCUACCCAAGGACGACCUCAACAACCAACACCAUGUGUGGCAGCUACUACAGAAACUACAAUGGCUGCCGUGGCUAUGGGUGCUGUGGCUACGGAGGCCUGGGCUGUGGCUAUGGAGGCCUGGGCUGUGGCUAUGGAGGCCUGGGCUGUGGCUAUGGCUCCUUCUGUGGCUGUGGCUACAGAGGCCUGGGCUGUGGCUACCGAGGCCUGGACUGUGGCUAUGGCUGUGGCUAUGGCUAUGUCUCCCGCUCCUUCUGUGGCUGUGGCUAUAGGUGCGGCUCUGGCUAUGGCUCCAGCUUUGGCUACUACUAUUGA